AUAGAAAGUAUAAAGUGCUUACGGAAAAGUUUAAAAUCAGAGUUUGAGGUUUCAUUACUAACUUGUUUAGACAUUAAUGUCAUUUCGAAACACUUGGUGUAAGCUAAAUAUUGAGUCGGUACCAGAGUAAUUAAUAAUCGUGGAGUAAUUCGAGUACGUUUUCGAGAGUUCCUAGGUUCUAUAUUGUUUUUCUAAAAUAUCUCGAAAAAACAUGUAUUUCAUUAAUGCAGAAACGUUUCGGAGUUUACUCAUUUCAUGCUGUUUAUGAUUGUAGUUCUAUUAACAUCGGUUUCUUCCGGUUCCACCCUUUGUCCGCAAGGCGAACUAGCAAUCUACAAGGUCACCAUGGAGACUGACUGGUCAUUGGAAAAAUUUCCUAAGCACUACCCAAGCUGGAGACCACGCGCCCAGUGGUCCAAAGUCCUUGGUUGUACACAUAACCAAUCUUUCCGCCUCUGGAAGCUGGGAGAUCUGGCCUCCGAAGGACUAAAGCUAUUCGCUGAAACCGGGAACUCCAAUAAUCUAGUGGAUCACCUGUCACAAGGGAGGGGAGGGAUUUUCGACGUCUUUUCUGCACCAGCAGUCUUUACGGGCGUUGGAACAACCGAAGGAACUGUCUUUCUUGAUGGGAAUCACUCCAAGGUGUCGCUGAUAUCAAAGAUAAUUCCAAGCCCUGAUUGGUUUGUCGGAGUUGACAGCCUGGAAUUAUGUCCUAAAGGAGAAUGGGUGGAACAAGCACGAAUUGGAGUAGGCCCGGUUGAUGCUGGAACGGACGCCGGAUUUACGUUCACAUCUCCAAAUUGGGAGCUCAAACCGAGACUAAAAAUAUCUCAAAUCACGGCUCACCAUCCCAGCCAUCCAGCAAAUUCUUUUUAUUACCCAGCUCUGCGGAAAUUACCACCUCUAGCGACCUUCAAGUUCGUGAAGGUCAACCUUUAUAACCUCACUAUAGACGUAAUGAACACUCAAUCUGUUAAACAGGAAACUGUGAACCAAGAAACCAAUGACGACAACCAGGGGGCGGUUAAAGUCAUUGAUUUGUCUAAUGAUAAUAGCCAAAAUAUCAUAGAAAAAUCAGUUGAAACUAUCUCCAGAAAUGUUCCAAACCUACAAUUGUCAGAUGAACCUAAAACAACCAAACUUCUUAAAGAUAAAGGAAUGAAGAAGCGAAAGAAGAAACUUCUGUUUAAAGAACUACGUCAAAAUCGACCCCGACCUUGCAAGGUUAGCGAAUGGUCAAACUGGAGUGCCUGUUCGAAAUCGUGUGGCUUUGGACAAAUGACCAAAAUCAGAAAAAUCAUUAAAAGUCCUAAACGUGGAGGAAAACCUUGCCCCAACCUGGUCGCCACCAGAUGGUGUGGCAGUGCUAGAAACUGUCGCCCAUUGGGUGCUGGCUAUUUUAUGUGGUGAUUAACUCUAAUCCAGCACUGCUGGAAAUUGUCAUGCUUUUGUGGUAGCAAUUUUUGUAAACUGCAAAACAGCUAAAUGUUGCUAGAGUUUCAAGAUAAAUCACCAUAUAAUAGAACAUACUUCUGGUCUUCACCACUAGAGUGCCUAAUGGAGACGUGGUAGUUGAUCACAGGAGCUAUCCAGUAUCUUUCAGCGAUUGCUGUACAUUCAAAAUAACUAUAAGAAAUUGUAAUAACUUGUAUAAUACAAUGAAUAAAAUGUUGAAAAUCAUUUUAUGAAAA
Messenger RNA from Limulus polyphemus (Atlantic horseshoe crab), 1691 nucleotides. RefSeq names its product spondin-2-like. The transcript has 4 exons. The coding region runs from base 256 to 1410 and encodes 384 amino acids. NCBI's taxonomy places the organism in Eukaryota, Metazoa, Arthropoda, Merostomata, Xiphosura, Limulidae. The record is from RefSeq and is a predicted model, not a curated record. Gene Ontology annotation, cellular component: extracellular matrix. Gene Ontology annotation, biological process: cell adhesion.